Chrysoperla carnea is the source of this 781-nucleotide messenger RNA. RefSeq lists its product as uncharacterized. The record is from RefSeq and is a predicted model, not a curated record. NCBI's taxonomy places the organism in Eukaryota, Metazoa, Arthropoda, Insecta, Neuroptera, Chrysopidae. The transcript is spliced from 2 exons. The coding region runs from base 1 to 741 and encodes 246 amino acids.
AUGGAUUAUGAAAAUAAAUUAUCUCGAUUCCAUUUACCUUUUCAACAGUUAGAAGAAGAAAAAUCAAAUUUACUUCAAAAAUUAAAAGAAAAGGAAAUCGAAAAUUCAAUUUUAACCGAAAAUUUAAAACAGAAACAAAUGGAAAUUUUAGGACUACGAAAAAAAAUUGAUAAUAUUGAACAAACUCGUUCAACGCUACAUCAAGAAAAAAUUAAUCAUUCGCAUCUUAAUAAAAACCAUGACAACACUGCCAAACAAUCUGAAUCGAAAAAUUCUGGAAUAAUGCCAAACGAAAAGCAGUCUAAGAAAAAAGAAACCCCGUUAAAAGUGGUUUUUAAUCAAGCAAAUAAAAAGAUUUCUCCAAUUUAUAAAAUGGCAAAUUCAUCGUUCGCGUUGAAAAAAAAUUCCGGAAAAAAGAAAGUUCCAGGCAAUGAAAAUUCUUCUUUUAAUGGAGGUUGUGUUUAUCCGACUAACAAUAAAGUGAUCUCAGCUACUUCAUUUAGAAAAUCUACUUCAGCUACUUCACCAACAGAAAAAAGAAAUUUAGAACCAAGAGAUAAUGAAAAUGAGCCACCGGUAAAAAAAGGUUUACCACAUUUUUACUCACCGAUAAAUAGCCAAGAAACUGACGAUGAAAAAUCAAAGAGGAAAAGACCUCUAAAAAAGCGAGCACUUUUUUCUCAUAGCAAGUUUGAAACAGAAGAAGAAGUUCUUUUGGAUGAUGAUCUCAAUAAUGAAUAGUUUUUGUUAUUUUUUCUUUUCCAAUCUUAGUGUAAUUAUA